AUGGCUGUCUCAAGGGCUCCAGCACCCGACUCCGCCUGUCAGAGGAUGGUCUGGCUGUUUCCACUUGUCUUCUGCCUCGGCUCAGGGAGUGAAGUUUCACAAAGCAGCUCAGACCUCCGACUAGUGAAUGGCGUUCUAGGAGAGUCUGCAGUUUUUCCUCUAACGCUUCCUGCGGGAAAGACCGCCAGUGUCAUCAUCUGGAAUUAUGAAGGAGAAGCAUCACACGGCACUGCCCUCUUUAUCAACCUAAAUACGCCUAAAAGUCCAGACAUCAUUUACAUUGAUAGAAGGAAGACACUGAACAUCACCCAGUCCUACUCCUUGCAAAUCAGCAACCUUACCAUGGCAGACACAGGCUCAUACACUGCGCAGAUAACCACAAAGGACUCUGAAAUGAUCGUCCUCAGAUAUACUCUGAGGGUCUUUGAACGACUGGGUAACUUAGAAACUGCCAACAAUACUCUCCUGCUAGAGAAUGGGACCUGCCAGAUACACCUGGCCUGCGCUGUGAACAAUCAAAAUCAGACUGUCUCAGUUGAGUGGCAAGCCACAGGGAACAUCUCUUUAGGGGAACCAAAUGUCACUAUCUUUUGGGACUCAAGGAAUUCUGGUGACCAGACUUACAUCUGCAGAGCCAAGAAUGCUGUCAGCAAUUUGUCAGUCUCUGUUUCUACCCAGAGUCUCUGCAAAGGGGUUCUAACUAAUCCACCCUGGAAUACAGUAUGGUUUAGAACUACAGUUUCAAUAAUCACGGGUGCCGUCAUUCUCAUCUUUGUGUGCUGGCGCAUAUAUGUCUGGAAGAGAAGGGGUUCUCUUCCUUUGACUAGCCAACAUCCAGAUUCCUCCCAGGGCACAGAUGCCCCAGGCUCUCCAGGGAACACCGUGUAUGCACAAGUUACUCGUCCAAUGCAGGAGAUGAAAAUCCCAAAACCUAUAAAAAAUGACUCCAUGACAAUUUACUCCAUAGUUAAUCAUUCCAGAGAGGAAACAGUGGCUUUAACCAGCUAUAACUAA
Molecule: messenger RNA, 1014 nt
Organism: Mus pahari (shrew mouse)
Lineage: Eukaryota; Metazoa; Chordata; Mammalia; Rodentia; Muridae
Gene: Slamf6
Product: SLAM family member 6
Exons: 8
Coding region: 1-1014 (337 amino acids)
Biological process (GO): T cell activation; T-helper 17 cell lineage commitment; positive regulation of type II interferon production
Cellular component (GO): external side of plasma membrane
Source: RefSeq, a predicted model, not a curated record